This is a messenger RNA of Sinocyclocheilus grahami, 2741 nucleotides long. Its product is annotated as protein arginine N-methyltransferase 7-like. Gene Ontology annotation, molecular function: histone methyltransferase activity; protein-arginine N-methyltransferase activity. Gene Ontology annotation, biological process: peptidyl-arginine methylation, to asymmetrical-dimethyl arginine; chromatin remodeling. The transcript is spliced from 17 exons. Bases 264 to 2048 code for a protein of 594 amino acids. NCBI's taxonomy places the organism in Eukaryota, Metazoa, Chordata, Actinopteri, Cypriniformes, Cyprinidae. The record is from RefSeq and is a predicted model, not a curated record.
UUGACUUGUAUGUUAUCUGUUUCUGUGUUAUUAACACAACGCAUUACACACAUAUGUGGAAAAAAAGUAUUGUGUAUGUAAUUUUGGCAACGGCUGAGGGGAAGCGGCCUUCAGCGGUCACGUGAUCUUAGGGGCGUGACUUCAUGAAAAACAUGGCCGCGCCCGGCGAGAUCAUGUUGGAUUAAUCUAUUUGUGAACGAUCUAGGCAUUAUACUACAAAAUACAUUCAUAAAUAAGUUUGUUCACGUAUAACUGAAGUGACAAUGAAGACAUUUUGCGGCCGUGCAAAUCCAACAACCGGAGCGCUGGACUGGGUUGAGGAAAGCGAGGAGUAUGAUUACCAUCAGGAGAUUGCGAGGUCCUGCUAUGCAGAUAUGCUCCAUGAUAAAGACAGAAAUGAGAAAUACUACGAAGGCAUUCGAGCAGCGGUGAGCAGAGUAAAGGCACGCAGUGAACGGGUGGUGGUCCUGGACAUCGGCACUGGGACGGGUUUGCUCUCCAUGAUGGCUGUGACGGCUGGAGCUGAUUACUGCUAUGCUAUAGAGGUGUUUAAACCCAUGGCACAGGCUGCUACUUGCAUCGUGGAGAGGAACGGCUUCUCAGAUAAAAUCAAGGUCAUCAACAAACACUCCACAGAGGUUACAGUUGGACCAGAGGAGGAUGUGUCCGAAGGAGAAGAGCUUAAUUUAAUCGUCUCCCAUGAUGACUACAGUCUCUGGUACAGUCUUACGCAGAGUGAACAAAAUGAUGUCAAAGUGGCAAAGUUUCGACCAUGCUGCACCUGUCAGGCCCACCUGGUCUGGACGAGGCCUCGCUUCGGGGAACUGAACGACGAACAGAGGACAGAGAGUUACUUGAACGCAUUACGUAGUUGGAGGGAUCACUGGAUGCAGAGUGUCUACUUCCUUCCUGCAGAGGAGGAUGUGUCCGAAGGAGAAGAGCUUAAUUUAAUCGUCUCCCAUGAUGACUACAGUCUCUGGUACAGUCUUACGCAGAGUGAACAAAAUGAUGUCAAAGUGGCAAAGUUUCGACCAUGCUGCACCUGUCAGGCCCACCUGGUCUGGACGAGGCCUCGCUUCGGGGAACUGAACGACGAACAGAGGACAGAGAGUUACGUGAACGCAUUACGUAGUAUUCUGAAACCAGACAGUGUGUGUUUGUCUGUCAGUGAUGGGAGCCUGUUACCCAUUUUUGCUCAUCUGCUUGGAUCUAAAAAGAAUAAAUGCUGUGUUACCUUAAAAUGUAGCCAAAAUAAGGUGUUCAGUUUGGAAAACUCUGGAAUGGCGAAACAAGUGAUCGAACAGGUGCUGCAUGCUAACUCACUGAAACAUGGAGUACAGUUGCUGGAAAUACGACCUGAACAGCUCUCAUUAACUGACUUAGAAGGAAAUCAGAUUUCAGUGUUGAUGGGAGAGCCAUACUUCAGCACCAGUCUUCUGCCGUGGCACUCUCUGUUUUUCUGGUACUGCCGCACCUCUGUGGCGCUGCUGCUCCAUCCCAAUGCCACCAUCCUGCCCCGUGCUGCCACACUUUACAUAGUCGCUGUUGAAUUUCGGGAUCUGUGGCGAAUCCGAGCUCCUUGUGGUACUUGCGAAGGCUUUGAUGUCAGUCCAAUGGAUGAGAUGAUUCAGCAAUCUUUGGAUUACCGUGAAUCCUGGGAGGCAGAGCCACAUCCACUGUGGGAAUACCCAUGUCGUGCUCUGACCAAACCACGGCCAGUUAUGACAUUUGACUUUACGCAAUGUGUUCCUGAACAACCAAUUAACAGUGACGGAACUGUGCCAUUCACGGGGAGAGGACGCUGUCAUGGUGUCGCUCUCUGGAUGGAGUAUCAGCUGACUGAGGACAUCACUGUAAGCAUGGGCCUUACCAAACCAGUCAGCAAAGAGGGAGCUUGUGAAUGGAACCCACACCGGAAACAAGGAGUGUUCUUCUUCAGAUCCACAAGGGAAAUUUCUGGGGAUGGAAGGGAAGAUCUUACCUAUAAUUUAACCUUUGAACCUCAUACUGGUGACAUUAAAAUGGACUUUUCCGUCACCAAACCUUGACCGCUGACCAAGAUUCAAAUAAACUAGGCCAUUAGUUGUUAACAUUUUUUCCCCAAGACAAUGCUUAUCCAAAGAGUUUGUGACUGUGACCUUGCAUGAGCUUUUGUAACUUUUUUUUUUAUCCUAUUCAUAAAAUGACUUCUAAACAAUCGGAUGAAUUAUAAUGCAUUUAGCUAUGAGCUAUAACUUUGUGUUGUGUGCAGAUUCAUUCUGAUUGCAUACUAUGAUGGAUCAAACUGUAUGGUGCUACACAAGUCUCAUGAUGCUGUUUUAAGUAGUGAAAUGAAAUGUUGUCUUGCAGUAUAAAAAUGAGGCGAAAGUCUGUAUUUAACUAUUUUAAGCUAAAAUCAAAUGCUUACUAAAAUUAAUCACCGUAUUCUAUACAGAAGGCAAAACACACAAGCAGCUGCUUUGGAUUUUCAAAUAAAACAAAUUACACUCAACGUGGAUAUUUCGUUCUUGUACAUGAUGUGAUAAUAUAAUGCAAAGAUUUAUUCUUUUUUUUUUUUUUACCAUUUACUGAUUGAAAAGAGACCUUUACAACCAAACAGUGCAUAACAUUUUCAGUUUUUCAGCAACUUUAGUGCAUUGCAUUGUCAAAUGACACUCUGUGAACUGCAUCCCUGUUGAUUACACAGAUGGAGAUGUAAUCUGGGCCUCAAUGUUGCAGAAUGGUAACGGAAUGUAAUAAUA